Molecule: messenger RNA, 879 nt
Organism: Vigna unguiculata (cowpea)
Lineage: Eukaryota; Viridiplantae; Streptophyta; Magnoliopsida; Fabales; Fabaceae
Source: RefSeq, a predicted model, not a curated record
AUGACACCUCCUCGUAGGACUCUGCAAUCAUCUCAGGAUAACAUACCUGAUAUUGCCAGGGCAAUAGAGGCGAUGGGAGCUGCUAUGACGCAGCAAAGCACGAUGAUGAUGCAGCAACACGAAACAUCCAUGCAGCGACAGACAGUAUCGCUUGAGCAGCAACAGCUGGUGAUGCAGCAGAUGGAGGCUGCGAGGGUAGCUAUUGAGGAUGCCCACCAGCAGCACAUGGAGGCCCUCUGCCAGUUGGAGGAGACCAGGAUGGCUGCACUUGCCUAUGGUCCAGAGCCACGACCUGUAGCCACGGAGUGGAGUUUAGAAGAUUUCCUGAAGCACCACCCAACGAUGUUUUACGGGAAGACUAGUCCUGAUGCCACAGAUCAAUGGCUGAAGGACCUAGAGCACAUCUUUGAUGCGAAGAUGUGCCCCGCGGAGAACAAACUGGCGUUCUCAAUGUAUAUGCUCACAGGGGAGGCGGAGCAUUGGUGGAUCAGCACCAAAUCCAUCUUAGAGGAGAGAGAUGAGCCGGUGACAUGGGAGGCUUUCAAGGAGAGAUUCCUCUCUGAAAAGUUCAAGAAUGAUCUCCGUGGUGAUAUGCGCUUGAUGGUGGCUCCCUUGUCCAUCAAGGAUUUCGCUACUCUGGUGGAGAAGGCUAGAGUUAUGGAGAAGAUAAAGCAUGAGGUGGAAGGUCAGCAACCACAACAACCACAGAGAGGUCGGGUACAAUGCUAUAUAUGUGGAGGUCCUCACUUGAGGAGUGCUUGCCCACGCAUGGAGGGUUACCGUAGAUGCAACAACUGUGGCAAGGAGGGCCACUUUGGGAAGGACUGUCCUGCUCUUGCUAGGGCAGCGACACGCCCUCCAGUCCAGACUUUCCACUAG